Lodderomyces theae is the source of this 1329-nucleotide messenger RNA. RefSeq lists its product as uncharacterized. NCBI's taxonomy places the organism in Eukaryota, Fungi, Ascomycota, Pichiomycetes, Serinales, Debaryomycetaceae. The record is from RefSeq and is a predicted model, not a curated record. Bases 1 to 1329 code for a protein of 442 amino acids. The transcript has a single exon.
AUGUCUCCACCGUCGACAUAUUUACCCACACGACGAGUAUAUGAUGUCAAAGGUAAUCGAAUAAGAGAAACGAUCAAAUUCAAUGAUGAGCCAUGCCAUGGUCUUCCCCACAAUUCCUUGAACAAGGUGAAAGUUAAUGUCAAAAUUGCGGCCCUAACGUAUCCAACUGACUUUUACCACCAAUUGUACAAUGUCGUACCAAGUAAACGAAUAAUUGUCAAACGACAUCAUCGUGGAAGUAGCAGCGGUAGCGGUAUUGGCUCAACAAAACGAACAAAAUACUUGGUGUAUCCCUAUACCACAUGCAAGAUUGAAAACAUGCAUCAAGAACUACAAUGUUGUUGCAACUUAACUUACGGCGAGGAUUUGGAUGGUGGACUACAGGCAUCUUUAUAUGUGUCAGAGCUGCUACUAAUUCCCAUUCCAACAGGCGUAAGUUUACACGAUGUUUGCUUUAUUUGGGACAUUGCAUUACCGUUCUACAUUUACUCGGGUCAUAUUACUAAUAAGACGUGCGUCAUAUUAAAUGACAUCAAACGGGAAAUAAAUGAAGUGUUGAUUACUUUAAAUCACUUGAACAUUGAUCAGCGUAACAUUACAAUUCUUGAUGAAAGGACAUUUUCACUGAAACAUGGCGACACAUUUGACACAGUCUUUUGCUUUAAUGCAAAGUUAAUUCAAUUCGCCGAGUUUUGCUGCCAACAUCAGCUGCAACAGAAACAAUACCAGAAAUCAGCAACGGGAUUGAGAUCUGAAUCGCAGCUUCAACGACGGUCAAAAAUACUAACCAAUUUUCCCAUUGUUGCAAAAUCAAACGAUAAAACAUAUCAUUACAUGAAACUUGCAUACGAUGAUCGAAAAUCCUGUGUUGAGCUAUUGCAAGUUAUUCGGGAUUUGAACAUCACUCGAGUCAAAGAAAAUGGACCAAACAGUUCUUCUUCACAACCAAGAAACAACUCAACCAGCACGACAUUGUCAUCGACAUCAACAUCUACCUCGGAUGCCAUAUCACUACGACAAGAGCUUCACGAUGAUAACCAGUCACUAACAACUACGCUCGAUUCUAGCCACGACGAGUAUAAAUAUAGCAAGGGCCAUUGUUCUUGGUUUUGGUGUGACGAUGAUGUUGAUUUAACAAAUUACAACGACUUGAGUCUCACUAUGGACCAGAGCUUUGAAGAUGACGAUAGCACAUGUUGUGAAGAUGAAGGAGUAUUUGAAAGUGCUGCCGUACAUGACAUGAACAAAAAGCUAGUUGAUGGUAAAUCCCAUCGUAUUUGCUACUUCAAUCGGAACGUAAAGUCUAAUGUUAAUGCUAGUAUUAUAUAA